This is a messenger RNA of Anopheles coustani, 783 nucleotides long. RefSeq lists its product as uncharacterized. Bases 1 to 783 code for a protein of 260 amino acids. Lineage: Eukaryota; Metazoa; Arthropoda; Insecta; Diptera; Culicidae. The record is from RefSeq and is a predicted model, not a curated record. The transcript is spliced from 2 exons.
AUGGCGAAACACCACCGCGUCCCGACGCUGGCGGAAAACAUUAACCGCUCGCCCCGGCUCAGCUACCUUUCGUCCCACUCGCAGUCGGCCUCCUUCAUGAGCGAGGCGGGCGAGAUAACGGAGCUGAUGGCGCUGGAUGAGGCGGAAAAUCUGCUGCACGACCGGACCGCCUCGGUGCAGGUGAUCAGUGGCGGCAGCGGGGGUGCGUUGUGCGGCAGCUUCGGGAGCUACGCGAGCGGAACGCUGGCUGGGCAGCUCACGCCCGGCCGUUUGGUGGCAGCUACCGGGCUUGGAGUUGCUACCGUUGGAGCGGCCAACGGCGGGGCGGGUGCCGGAGGGGCUGUGAUUGGCGGUGGAGGUGGCGUGAGUCCGGGCGUAGGCAGCUUCGGCGACGGUUGCGAACGGUUCGAGGAGCUCGGCAUCAGCUUCAACGAGCAGCUGCUUUAUGGCGUCGGCGGAAAACUGCUGCCCAGCUCGCCGGCCGUAACGAUCGUGGAAAUGGCCGGCGGGGUGGGGUCGGCCGCGCUGAGGCAGAAAAACUUCAAGCGCAAAUCAAUGGCCACUGCCGCCAUCGUCGCGUCCGGCGAGCAAACGUCACUCAAUGCGAUCGGGUUACAACUGUCGGUCGAUCGUGGAGGGCCUCAGGAGUGGGGUGAAGCGACCCGAAGCUACGUGAAGGCCCAGCGACGGCACGCAGGACGCGCCACCUUCCAGGGCCAGGUGUACAACUUCCUCGAGCGUCCGGCCGGCUACAAGUGCAUUGUCUACCAUGUGUCUGUGUGA